Molecule: messenger RNA, 435 nt
Organism: Cylicostephanus goldi
Lineage: Eukaryota; Metazoa; Nematoda; Chromadorea; Rhabditida; Strongylidae
Source: the annotation of a GenBank genome assembly
UUCUGUUGCAGAGCGUCUCCUCCAACAUUUUGGUCAGACUGCAGCUUGAAAUACCUCUCGACCAGCUUCAGUCAUGGAGUUGAUCUUUGCUUGAAGAACGCCCCGGAGAAAACUGUAGGAGGUGCAAAAUGUGGAAACGGUAUAGUAGAAACUGGGGAGGAAUGUGACUGUGGCAGAGAGCAAUGUCCACAUUCCUGCUGUGAUGGUAAGACUUGUCGUUUGACUGAAGAUGCAGAAUGCGCAGAUGGAGAUUGUUGCGAUUUGCUCACAUGCAAGCCGAAGCCGAGGGCUGUAGUAUGUCGCGCUUCUACUGGUAUUUGCGACCUGCCGGAGUACUGCAAUGGCGACACUCCUGAAUGUCCUGCCGACUUCUUCAUUCAGAAUGGUCAGCUUUGUCCUGGCAGAAGCGACGAAUUCACGGUAUGCAUUUCCUAG